CGGCCCGGCCCCGGACUCGGAGCCGGGCACGGGGGCUGGAACCGAGAAUCUAGACCCGGAGCUUGAUCUCCAGAGCUGGGCCCUGAACACGGGACUUUGGGCUAGGUCCCAGAGCUGCCCCCUGGGUGGGGGGUGCAGGGCACCCUCCCACCUCACUAACUUCCCUGGGAGCCCACAGCCUGAGCCCGGUGCCCACAAGGAGGCAGCCCCCCCAGCCAGGGAGCCCCUGGCCCCACACCUCCUGCCCUGGGCCAGCCCAGAAGCAGCCCACCCAGCCGUGCCAUGGGGAAGAUGCUGCCAGCCCAGGAAGCAGCCCGGAUCUACCACACCAACUAUGUGCGGAACGCCCGGGCCAUGGGGGUGCUGUGGGCGCUCUUCACCCUCUGCUUUGCGGUCAUCAUGGUGGUGAGCUUCAUCCAACCCUACUGGAUCGGUGACAGCAUCGACACUCCACAGGCCGGCUACUUCGGCCUCUUCUCCUACUGCAUUGGCAACGCCCUGACUGGCGAGCUCAUCUGCAAGGGCAGCCCCCUGGACUUUGGCACCAUCCCCUCCAGUGCCUUCAAAACGGCCAUGUUCUUCGUGGGCAUCUCUACCUUCCUCAUCAUCGGCUGCAUCCUCUGCUUCAGCCUGUUCUUCUUCUGCAAUUCAGCCACUGUCUACAAAAUCUGUGCCUGGAUGCAGCUGGCAGCAGCUGCCGGCCUAAUGAUAGGUUGCCUGAUCUACCCAGAUGGUUGGGAUUCCAAUGAAGUGAAGCGCAUGUGCGGGGACAAAACUGACAAAUACACACUAGGGGCAUGCACCGUGCGCUGGGCCUUCAUCCUCUGCAUCAUUGGGAUCCUGGAUGCCCUCAUCCUCUCCUUCCUGGCCUUUGUUCUAGGGAACCGGCAAGAUAAUCUCCUCCCAGACGAUUUCAAAGUAGAAAAUAAAGAGGAGGGCCAUGAAUGAAGAAGCUGACCACCACAAGACAUAUAGGGCCCCUCCAGGUAACGACCAGGAACUUGAUGCUUUUCUUAUUGGUCAUUUUGAAGGAACUCUAUUCUCCCUAUAAACUUUCUUGAAAAGAUUCCAUGCAAGGGGCUGCUGGAGACUCGACCCCCUCAUGGAGUUUAUUUGGAUGGAGGGACUCAAUCUGUUUUAGAGCGGGAAGGGGGGGGAAGAGGAGCCAGUAUGUGUUUUAGCUACUUACAGUCACCUUUUGUACUGACUUGUUGCAAGAAAAAUUUGCUGAAUAAAAGGCAAAG
Molecule: messenger RNA, 1244 nt
Organism: Trachemys scripta elegans
Lineage: Eukaryota; Metazoa; Chordata; Testudines; Emydidae
Gene: LHFPL5
Product: LHFPL tetraspan subfamily member 5
Exons: 4
Coding region: 283-948 (221 amino acids)
Biological process (GO): sensory perception of sound; detection of mechanical stimulus involved in sensory perception
Cellular component (GO): plasma membrane
Source: RefSeq, a predicted model, not a curated record